CCUGUUUCUAGCCUGGAAGGGGCCGCCCGUAAUGAUGUCACCUGCUGGAAGGCCCCCCGAAACAGCCAGUUGGAAGCUCGCGAUUACAAGUCGACUGCAUGGAUUACGACACGAGGUGACUUGAUGGGCUGUUGUUUGGACGUUUCCCCACCAAAAACGGUCGGGGAGUCGCAGCUUAUCAUGCACUUGAUGCACUGGAUGCACUUCCAGCUCCCACGUACGCCGUGGAGCAGACGGGUUUGGGGGACAACGAGUGUGUUUUCAUGCAUUCUUCCAUUGCGUGCUACUGCUCUGCUCCUGUACCAGUCAGUGUGCUACUACCACUACCACUACCACAGUGAGAGGGCACCUUUACCCCUCAGCAUUACCGCAAUAUCUUUGUAAUAUAUGUAACUCUAGCGAGUCUAGCGAGGACUCCAAUCCUCCUCUCCCAAUCUCAUGCCUCUGCAUUCCGCCAAAGCCAUCCUGUCGCGGCCAGUCUUUCCACAACUAUUUCUCAAGUCAAGCAAUCGCAUAAUCCUGUCCAAUUCUCGUUUCGCCUCGCAAAUACGCAGCAUGUCCGAAUACAAACUCAAAGACGUCACCGCAUUGUCGCUUGCUCCUGGCGAGAAGCGGGAAGUUGAGGUCGAGGGCAUCGAAGGCGCCAAGGUCCUGCUCGUCAAUGCCGCUGGCAAGAUCCAAGCCAUAGGACCCAAGUGCACUCACUAUGGUGCUCCUCUAAUGAAGGGUGUGCUGACAAAGUCUGGGCGUCUUACUUGCCCAUGGCACGGAGCAUGUUUCAAUGCGGGAACCGGCGAUGUCGAGGACGCACCAGCGCUAGACGCCCUACCAGUCUUCAAGGCAAUCGAGAGAGAUGGCGCUGUCUACAUCACAGGCGACGAGGCCACCAUCAAGGCGGGAAGGCGACAACCGAAUGUCAAGUCCGCAAGUGGACAAGCUCAAGGAGAUCGAAUUGUCGUGGUUGGCGGUGGUAGCGGUGCCAUGGGUUUGGUCCAGGGCCUACGAGAGAGCGGCUACGGUGGCCACGUCACCAUGAUCACCAACGAGGGCAACCUUCCCCUUGAUCGUACAAAGCUGUCGAAGGCCUUGAUUGCGGACGAGUCGAAGAUCGAAUGGAGGGAUGAGAACUGGUACAAGAGCGCAUCAAUCGAUGUGGUGAAAGAUGAGGUCACGAGUGUCGAUUUCGCCGACAAGUCCGUCGCUACGAAGGGGGCAGGAAAGAUCAAGUACAGCAAGCUGGUCUUGGCCACCGGUGGCACACCUCGUAAUCUCCCCCUGCAGGGCUUCAAGGUGCUCGGCAACAUCUUUCCUCUGCGCACAGUCAAGGACACCAAGGCCAUCACAGCUGCCAUCGGCGAGGAGAAGGGCAAGAAGAUCGUCAUCAUCGGUAGUAGCUUCAUUGGUAUGGAGGUCGCCAACGCCACUUCCAGCGACAACACUGUAACAGUGGUUGGUAUGGAGGGCGCACCUCUGGAGAGAAUCCUUGGAAAGGAAAUCGGUGCCGGUUUCCAGAAGUCCUUUGAAGGCAAGGGUGUCAAGUUUUACAUGAGCGCACAGGUUGACAAGGCUGAGCCUUCCACUUCUGACCCGUCCAAGGUUGGGUUCGUCACGUUGAAGGACGGAACGAAGCUUGAGGCAGAUCUGGUUAUUCUUGGUAUCGGCGUGUCACCUGCCACCGAGUACCUAAAGGAGAACAGCGUCGUUCGUCUGGAGGAUGAUGGAUCGUUGAAAACAGAUGAGAACCUCUCGGUAGUGGGCUUGAAGGAUGUCUACGCCAUUGGCGACAUCGCCUCUUUCCCAUACCACGGACCUGGUGGAGACGGCAAGUAUAUCCGCAUUGAGCAUUGGAAUGUUGCACAGCAGUCCGGUCGUGUUGUCGCCAGACAUAUCGUCAAUCCUUCGCUGAAACCCGAGAGAUUCACGCCCAUCUUCUGGUCCGCACUUGGUGCACAGCUGAGAUACUGUGGUAACACUGUUGGCGGAUAUGAUGAUCUCAUCUUGCAUGGGAAGCCCGAGGAGAGCAACUUUGUUGCCUACUACACGAAAGGAGAGACAGUGGUCGCUUUAGCUAGCAUGGGUCGGGAUCCUGUGGUGGCACAGGCAGCAGAGCUGAUGAGAAGAGAUAAGUUCCCCUCCAAGAGCCAGAUCACCGGUGGGUUGGAUAUCCUUUCCCUCGGGCCCCCGGAAUAAACUAGUAGUUACGUAGACGGCAAUGAACACAUGCUGAUGGUCAGUAUAUGAAUACUAUCCUCUGAAUCUUUUCGAUUCCUCGAAAUGCCAAUCUCACA
Molecule: messenger RNA, 2288 nt
Organism: Truncatella angustata
Lineage: Eukaryota; Fungi; Ascomycota; Sordariomycetes; Amphisphaeriales; Sporocadaceae
Product: monodehydroascorbate reductase
Exons: 3
Coding region: 439-2190 (583 amino acids)
Cellular component (GO): cytoplasm
Molecular function (GO): 2 iron, 2 sulfur cluster binding; flavin adenine dinucleotide binding; oxidoreductase activity, acting on NAD(P)H
Source: RefSeq, a predicted model, not a curated record